GGCUGUUAUCUUAAAAAUUAUAUUAUAUUGUUAACGUUCUGUUUAUACUCUGUUUUAUAAUACUGUUAAUACUACUGUUAUACAUAAUGACAACUCUGUCUUUAUUCAACAGUGAUAGUCGCACUCUCGCUAUCUCUCUAGUUAAAAAAAAAAAAAAGGCCAUUCUGUAUGAUUUAUAAAUUGUUUUCCUCAUAAGGAAAAAAAAAAAACAAAUGUCCCUACAAGGUCAAAGUUUACUGGAACACAAUAGUGAUAUUCAAAAUAUAAAAUGUAUAUGGUUAAUUAUCUGUAAUAAUAAUUGUCAUGUUUGGUAGAGGUUAGCGGUAAAGGUUUACAAAAUGGAAAAGGAAAAAUAAAGAAAAAAAUAUGACGUCAUUAUUUCCAGAGAGGCCAGUGGCUCCGCCUGCGGCGCUAUAAAGAAAAAGAGGAAAAAAAAGUACCACAUAAAAUAGGAUAAAUCAGUGAGCUGAGUGAAGAGUGACAUAAAUAAAGAGGGAAGGAUGUGGGUAAUUCUGUAUGUGUUCCUGUCUUGUAACUAUAUAUAUGUAGCUUUAAUGGCCACUUCAGGUACUUGUAAGCUAAAGGGACACUUCACAUUGAAUGGGAUGUACCAGGAUGGAGACCUUCUAAUUGGUGGUCUGUUUGAGAUUCAGAGGUACCUCAAAGUAUUCCCUGAGCUGAGCUUCAGAACGGAGCCAAAACUACCACGCUGUGAGCUCUUCUAUAUGACAAGCUUCCAGCAGGCACUAACAAUGGUUUUUGCUAUCAAUGAGAUUAAUAACAAUCCCAACCUGCUGCCUAACAUCACGCUUGGUUACCAAAUCUAUGAUAACUGUUUAAGGCUUGGAGUGGCAUUCCGUGGUGCUACAGCUCUAGUUAGUGGGACAGAGGAGACCGUCUCUGACCUCAACUGCAAAGGCGCACCACCAGUGAUUGGAAUCAUAGGUGAUCCAGGUUCUACCCAUUCUAUUGCAAUUUCCAGUGUCCUGGGGCUCUUUCGACUGCCUAUGAUUAGCUACUACGCCACCUGCUCCUGUUUGAGUGACAGGAAAAAGUACCCUUCUUUUUUCAGAACAAUCCCCAGUGAUGCCUUCCAAGUUCGGGCUAUGGUUCAGAUCUUGAAGCAUUUUGGAUGGACCUGGGUUGGUCUCAUCUACAGUGAUAAUGACUACGGCAUAUAUGCUGCUCAGUCAUUCCAUCAGGAAAUGGAGCUAUUUGGAUAUUGUGUUGCUUUUUCUGAAAUCCUGCCCAAUGAUAACAACCCCAUAGAUAUUCAGCACAUAACGCGAGUGAUUCAGUCCUCUACAGCUAGAGUGGUAGUUGUUUUUUCUGCUUCAUCCUUACUGAUACCUUUGAUGAAUGAGGUGGUGUUGCAGAACAUAACAGGCAGGCAGUGGAUUGCAAGUGAAGCUUGGGCCACUUCACCUGUAUUUCGUACACCACGUUUCCAGCCAUUCCUGGGGGGCACAAUGGGCAUUGCUAUCAGGCGUGGAGAUAUCCAGGGGCUUCAUGACUUUCUGUUAUGUAUUCGUCCCAACAAUGAUCAAAGAAAUGAUAUAGUGAGGAUAUUCUGGGAGAACAUCUUUGGGUGCAGUUUUGAAACUGAGGGUAAAGGAACUGAUGGAGAGCAAGUCAAAAAGGUGUGUACAGGACAAGAGGAUCUGAGCACAACAAACACACCAUUCACUGAUGUUUCAGGAUUGAGGGCAUCGUAUAAUGUGUAUAAGGCAAUUUAUGCCCUGGCACAUGCACUUCAUGACCUAAUGCAGUGUGAGGAGGGGAGAGGACCAUUCAGUGGGAACAGAUGUGCCGAUUUAACCAACCUGAAACCCUGGCAGCUGGUUCACUACCUACAGAAAGUGAACUUCACCACAGGCUUUGGGGAUCAUGUGUCAUUUGACAAGAAUGGAGAUGCUCUGGCCAUCUAUGAUGUGUUGAACUGGCAGCCGAGCGCUGAUGGAUCGAUUAAACUCCACAAUGUCGGUGUAGUAAAUGAAGGAGCAGCAACAGGGAUGGUUCUCACACUCGACGAGGAUGCAUUUUACUGGAAUUUUGAAACAACAAAACCCCCACAGUCAGUAUGCAGUGAGAGUUGUCCCCCAGGAACCAGACGAGCCACAAGAAAGGGCCUUCCUGUCUGCUGUUUUGACUGCUUGCCAUGUGGAGAUGGAGAGAUUUCUAAUACAACAGAUGCUAUUGAGUGCACAACAUGUCCAGAUGAAUUCUGGUCCAAUCCAGAUAAGGAUCAAUGUGUCCCCAAAGAAAUAGAGUUUCUAUCCUAUGAGGAUCCUCUGGGCAUCUCUCUCACCACUGCUUCCCUGCUUGGCACCUUCAUCUGUGCUCUUGUGAUGAUCGUCUUCGCUCUUCACCGUAACACUCCCAUAGUACGGGCCAACAAUUCAGAGCUCAGCUUCCUGCUGCUGUUGUCACUCAAACUGUGUUUUCUGUGUGUACUGUUGUUCAUUGGCCAGCCGCAGUUGUGGACAUGUCAGUUAAGACAUGCUGUGUUUGGUAUAAGCUUUGUCCUGUGCAUCUCCAGCAUCCUGGUCAAGACUAUGGUGGUAAUAGCCGUAUUCAAGUCAUCUCGACCAGAGGGUAAAGGAGCAAUGAAAUGGUUUGGAGCAGCUCAACAAAGAUGCACAGUUCUGGUCCUAACAGCCCUCCAGGUUGUGAUAUGUGCAGUUUGGCUAUCAACUGCCUCUCCAACACCCCAUAAAAACAACCAGUAUACUCGCUCUAAAAUAGUCUAUGAAUGUGCCGUUGGCUCAGUGGCUGGUUUUUCUAUGCUGCUGGGAUACAUUGGACUGUUGGCAGCAGUAAGCUUCCUGUUAGCCUUCCUUUCGAGAAAUCUUCCAGAUAAUUUUAAUGAAGCCAAGUUCAUCACUUUUAGCAUGCUGAUCUUCUGUGCUGUGUGGAUUGCAUUUGUUCCAGCAUAUGUGAGUUCACCAGGGAAAUAUGCAGUUGCUGUGGAGAUAUUUGCCAUCCUGGCUUCAAGUUUUGGAUUACUGGUGGCUAUAUUUGUCCCAAAGUGCUACAUCAUCCUUUUACAUCCAGAGAAAAACACUAAAAAAGCCAUCAUGAGAAGAGAAGCACAAAAUAAAUAGUUUUACAUUAUUGUGGUCAACCA
Messenger RNA from Onychostoma macrolepis, 3127 nucleotides. Its product is annotated as extracellular calcium-sensing receptor-like. Gene Ontology annotation, cellular component: membrane. Gene Ontology annotation, molecular function: G protein-coupled receptor activity. Gene Ontology annotation, biological process: G protein-coupled receptor signaling pathway. NCBI's taxonomy places the organism in Eukaryota, Metazoa, Chordata, Actinopteri, Cypriniformes, Cyprinidae. The transcript is spliced from 6 exons. The record is from RefSeq and is a predicted model, not a curated record. Bases 501 to 3104 code for a protein of 867 amino acids.